GGAGGCGGGGCCGCCUCAGUCCCGGGCAGGGGCGGGCCUGUGCGGGGUAUAAAAGCUGCCCGCGCGGGAGCACAGGCCAGUUUUGGGGUUGUCCCCGGACGUGUCUAGGCUCCCGAUUCUCACGACCCGGCGAAGGCGGCGGCGACGUGUCUUUCGACCGAAGGGCUUCGUGUCCAGUGUUCCAGCUGAGGGAUCUGAGGGGACCGCCCCCCGCGCUGCCAACCAUGCCCAACUUCUCUGGCAACUGGAAGAUCAUCCGAUCGGAAAACUUCGAGGAUUUGCUCAAAGUUCUGGGGGUGAACGUGAUGCUGAGGAAGAUCGCGGUGGCCGCUGCAUCCAAGCCAGCAGUGGAAAUCAAACAGGAGGGAGAUACUUUCUACAUCAAAACCUCCACCACCGUGCGCACCACGGAGAUCAACUUCAAGGUUGGGGAGGAGUUUGAGGAGCAGACGGUGGACGGGAGGCCCUGUAAGAGUCUGGUGAAAUGGGAGAGUGAGAACAAGAUGGUCUGCGAGCAGAGGCUCCUGAAGGGUGAGGGCCCCAAGACCUCCUGGACCAGAGAACUGACCAAUGACGGAGAGCUCAUCCUCACCAUGACAGCGGAUGACGUGGUGUGCACCAGGGUCUACGUCCGAGAGUGAGUGGCCGUGGGUGCAAGAGCCACCCAAGCCCACUGAGGCCACGCUCACUGCCCUGCUUCACUGCCACCACAAUGCCCCCACCCCCCACCAUCCUUCUAGGCUAGCCCUUCCCCUACCCGGGCACUCCUGGGGGUUACUGGAGGCCUCUUGCAGGAUCUUGCUUUCUCUGACCCCUUCUCCCCUCCCCUGCACCAAGAGGGACAGCCUGCAAGAGCCCAGAUCACCCAUUCAGAUUCACUCCCCCCGCCCGGAGUCAGCGGUUCCAGCCUCACACCUGCCCAGAGCGGGGUCUCCCUGUGAGGGGACCUGAGGGCCUGGGCAGGAGAGACUGGUCCUCUGGCUUCCACUCUUUAUCCCUGUAGCCCAUUGAGUUUAGGGUAUUUAUUUUGUUAAUUUUAUUAAAAUGCUUUAAAAAA
Carlito syrichta (Philippine tarsier) is the source of this 1057-nucleotide messenger RNA. RefSeq names its product cellular retinoic acid binding protein 2 (gene CRABP2). Gene Ontology annotation, cellular component: nucleus; cytosol. Lineage: Eukaryota; Metazoa; Chordata; Mammalia; Primates; Tarsiidae. Gene Ontology annotation, biological process: fatty acid transport. The record is from RefSeq and is a predicted model, not a curated record. The transcript has 4 exons. Gene Ontology annotation, molecular function: fatty acid binding. Bases 225 to 641 code for a protein of 138 amino acids.